UGUUCGCAAAUAAAGUUGGGAAGUUUCAAUUGCAAGAGUGACGUAAGCCAAUCGAUAUGCGCAUGCGUUACCUCGGAUAAAACACGUGAAGAAGCAUGGCAGACAAACCUGAGGAGGUGGCGCUGGACCGGGUACAGGUGAAGAAAGCAGUUCAAGCACUGCUGGCUUUCCUGAAGACUAAGUCUACCCCAGACUCUCUGCUCCUGGACGAGAGUCAACACCUAUCCCUCCUCUUUACACUAUGGAAAAUCCCCAAGCAGGCCCAGACCAUCCGCAUCCCCUUGCCUCAUGGCAUCCGGACUGACACAGAUGAGGUUUGUCUCUUCACCAGAGAUGAGCCCAACAUGACCCCUGACCAGACCCAGAGGUUCUACAAGAAACUGCUGGCUGAGAGAGGGGUCAAGAACGUCACAGAGGUGAUCCCUUACAAAAUGCUGAAGACUGAGUACAAGCCCUUUGAGGCCAAAAGAAGGCUGCUGGGGAAUUUUGACAUGUUCCUGUCAGAUGACCGUGUUCGCCGCCUGCUGUCCUCACACAUUGGCAAGCACUUUUACGAGAGGAAAAAGGAGCCUUUGUCAGUAAACCUGCAGAGCAAGAAGCUGGCCUUAGAUAUCCAGCGAACCAUCCAGGGAACAACCAUCUCCAUUUCUAAGAAAGGCUGCUGCUGCAUGGCUCGUGUGGCCCACUCUGGGAUGGCUGCAGAUGAAAUAGCAGAGAAUAUCGACUCGGCUGUUAGCACCAUUGUGACCAAACUACGCGUGAAAGGACCAUUGAUAAAGAUCAUCCACCUGAAGAGCCAGUCAUCAGUAGCUCUGCCCAUCUACACCUCUAACAUGAACCACCUGACCCUCUUAGAAGAGACAAAGAAACAGGCCCGCACAGCCAUGGAUGCCAAGAAAACUGCAAGCAAACAGAAGUCUGCCAAGAAGGAACAGAAGUCUACAGAAAAAAACACAGGUGCUGAAGUAGAGGAAGAGAUUCCACAGCUUGUUCCCAUAGUACCGCCAAGCAAAAAAGCUAAACUGGAGAAGCAGACCAAGAAGGGACUUGAGAAGGCACCCAACCCGACAGGGGGGAAGAAGGCACCCAACCCGACAGGGGGGAAGAAGGCACCCAACCCGACAGGGGGGAAGAAGGCACCCAACCCGACAGGGGGGAAGAAGGCUAUGAGAAGAAAAAGCAGAAGGACCAAGAAGGCUGCUUAAAGGAAAGUGCCUCAAUCUCGACGACUUUGGUCUUGAUAACUCAAUGAACAUAGCGUUCCUAUCCAUUAAUGUCUUACUCCCCCUUUCUCUACAUGGAACUGACUUCAUCACUGAUUAUAAAGGACUGGUUUAUAAAUAUAGAACUGGUAACGUUUCAGUUUGUUGAAUUGAUCCAAGGACAAAUUCAAAUGAGCUGUAAUUGUCUGUCUGCCUCAAAGGGUUUUGUUUAAUGUAAUGUGUAAACUCAACUUAUAAAUUUAAAAAACUA
Messenger RNA from Oncorhynchus tshawytscha (Chinook salmon), 1473 nucleotides. RefSeq names its product ribosomal L1 domain-containing protein 1. The transcript is spliced from 9 exons. Gene Ontology annotation, cellular component: 90S preribosome. NCBI's taxonomy places the organism in Eukaryota, Metazoa, Chordata, Actinopteri, Salmoniformes, Salmonidae. Bases 96 to 1205 code for a protein of 369 amino acids. The record is from RefSeq and is a predicted model, not a curated record.